AUGGCAGGGCUAACGUACAGAGAACAAAUUGCUGGCUUUCCAGUCAAGCAGAUGGUGGUGGUGUCACUUAUCCGAUUCUCGGAGCCUCUUGCAUUUACCUCAUUGUUCCCAUACUUAUAUUUCAUGAUUCGUGAUUUCCACAUCGCCCCUAGUGAAGAGGAAAUCUCCAAAUACUCCGGUUACUUGGCGUCGUCAUUUGCUUUCUUCCAAUUUGUCUUUGCUGUUCAGUGGGGUAACAUGUCCAAUCGUGUGGGCAGAAAACCUGUUCUUCUCUGUGGAUUAUUGGGGUCGUCCGUAUCAUUGAUAAUCUUUGGUUUCAGUACCAACUACUACAUGGCAUUCUUUGCUCGGUCACUUUCGGGUGCUUUGAAUGGAAACAUUGCCGUUUUAAGAACGGUUAUCGGAGAAAUCUGUGUUGAAAGAAAGCACCAAGCCAUUGGUUUCAGUACCCUUCCUUUGCUCUUUAACUUGGGAGCCGUUAUCGGCCCACUUAUUGGAGGAUCUCACUGGUUCACUAGACCUAGUGAUCACAAUCCUUAUGAUAAGGAGUCUGCUACUAUCGAGGGAGUAGCCGGUGCAUUUGACAAAUUCAGAUCUAACCAUCCAUAUGCCACCUCCAACAUAGUCGUUUCCCUUUUCCUCAGCUUCAGUUUUAUUGUGGGUGUUCUCUUCUUGGAAGAGACAAACGAUAAAUUCAAAGACAGAAGGGAUUACGGUCUUGACAUUGGAGAUUCUCUUAUUGCACUUGCGGGCUUCAAACGUCCUACUCGUGUAUGGAACAAGAUUAACGAUUCCGAUGAGACUUCUCCAUUGCUUGAAAGCUCCAUCUACGCACCAGACCGUGAAACUGCCACCGGAUCUGCAAGUGAAACUGCCUCUGAGACCCAGUCCAUUGAGUCACUCAACAAAGUGUUAGAUGCCGAGGAUGAAGAGAUUGAGGCAGCUCCUUUCAUGUCAAAGGACAUGUCCAACGCUGUUGUUCGCAGAUACUCUCUGACCUCGCAGGUAUCCUUCCGCCCUCCCACUAAAGCUUUGACUCCACAAGUGAUCACCGUGAUUCUUUCCAAUUGUAUGAUAUCCCUUCACAACAUCUCUUUCGGAGAGUUCCUUCCUGUGUUCCUAGCUGCUCGUUUCCAGAAAGAUGCCCUACAAUUCCCAUUCAAAAUUGUUGGAGGUUUCGGGCUUGACUCAAACUACAUCGGUACGCUUUUCUCGUCUACAGGAGUCAUGGGAAUGAUGAUUGUGCUCGUAAUCUUUCCCUGGAUCGACCGUAAGCUCGGAACCAUGGAAGGAUACAGACUCUCGCUCAGCUUCUUCCCUAUUGUUUAUGCAUGUGUUCCGUUGUCGAUUUUCACGCUUCACAAGUACAACGAGUCGAUUCCUACGUGGGUCACACCAAUUGUUCUUUACUCAUUGACUUCGCUCAGAACGUUGGCAUCUGCUACAGGUUUGCCGCAAGUGAUGCUUUUAAAUCACCGUGCCGCGGCCAAGGAACACCGUGCGUACGUCAACUCUCUUACUAUGAGCAUGUUGGCGUUGGCCAGAUGUUUGGGCCCCAUUAUCUUCGGAUAUUUGAUGACAUUGGGUGACUCUCACAAUAUUGGCUGGGUCUCUUGGUGGAUAAUGUCGCUCAUGGCACUCUUUGGACUUGUUCAGUCCUACUACAUGAAAGAUUACGAAGAUUGA
Molecule: messenger RNA, 1686 nt
Organism: Sungouiella intermedia
Lineage: Eukaryota; Fungi; Ascomycota; Pichiomycetes; Serinales; Metschnikowiaceae
Source: the annotation of a GenBank genome assembly